This is a messenger RNA of Penicillium argentinense, 3285 nucleotides long. Its product is annotated as glycoside hydrolase family 47 protein. Gene Ontology annotation, molecular function: mannosyl-oligosaccharide 1,2-alpha-mannosidase activity; calcium ion binding. Gene Ontology annotation, cellular component: membrane; endoplasmic reticulum. Gene Ontology annotation, biological process: endoplasmic reticulum mannose trimming; carbohydrate metabolic process; mannose trimming involved in glycoprotein ERAD pathway. Bases 1 to 3285 code for a protein of 1094 amino acids. The record is from RefSeq and is a predicted model, not a curated record. NCBI's taxonomy places the organism in Eukaryota, Fungi, Ascomycota, Eurotiomycetes, Eurotiales, Aspergillaceae. The transcript is spliced from 4 exons.
AUGCGCACGCGAUGUUGGAGCUUACUGAUGUUCAACCCCCGUCGCGCAUGGAUAAUGGUGGUCUGGGCUGUCCUGCUGUCGCUAUGGCUCACGCUGGCCCAAGGCAUGCGAGACUACCAAAUCAAGGAACUCAGACAGGAUACCGAGCGCAUGUUCUACCAUGGAUUCGAGAACUACCUAAACCACGCCUUUCCCGAAGACGAAUUGCGCCCGUUGACCUGCGGCCCAUUAACUCGCGACGAGAAGAACACCGAGCACAAUGACGUCCUCGGAAACUACUCCCUGACACUGAUUGACAGCCUGUCAACCCUGGCGAUCUUGUCGUCGAGUCCCGAGAGCGGCGAUCGCUCGCUGUCACAUUUUCAGAGUGGUGUGAAGGAUUUUGUAAGGCUGUAUGGCGAUGGAUCGCAGGGCCCUGCUGGUCAGGGAGAAAGAUCGAGGGGUUUUGAUAUCGAUAGCAAGGUGCAGGUGUUCGAAGUGGUGAUCCGAGGACUCGGUGGACUGCUCAGCGCACACUUAUUCGCCGUCGGCGAACUUCCCAUCGCCGGAUACAACCCGCCGCAACAAGAGGCCGAUUACGCUGGCACGUGGGACAAGACAUCGCUUUCGAAAGAGGAUCAUGGCAUUGUAUGGGAGGAUGGAUUCGUCUAUGAUGGUCAGCUCCUUCGUCUGGCGGAUGAUCUCGCGCGUCGUCUGCUCCCUGCAUUCUAUACGGACACCGGUCUUCCUUACCCUCGAGUCAAUCUGCGACAUGGCAUUCCGUUCUACGAGAAUUCUCCGUUGAAUACCAAGUACGGCAACAAAAAAGAAAAAGAAAAGGAUAAAAAGAGAAAGUACGCCUACAUGUCUUCAUCCGAUAUUACGGAGACGUGCAGCGCCGGUGCUGGAAGCCUAGUCCUCGAAUUCACCGUCCUGAGCAGGCUCACGGGGGAUGGUCGAUUCGAGGAGCUGGCAAAGAGAGCAUUCUGGGCAGUUUGGGCACGUCGGAGUGAGAUCGGACUUGUUGGGUUUGGUAUCGAUGUCGAAUCCGGGAAAUGGGUUGGACCGUAUUCUGGAAUUGGUGCUGGAAUCGACAGCUUUUUCGAAUACGCCUUCAAAUCCCACGUCCUUCUUUCCGAGGGAGAACGUCCAAACUUCAAUUCAUCGAGCCCUUGGUCCAUCCUGGAUGACCACUACCUGCCUUUGACACAGGAUCAACACUCCGCCGAUGCUUUCCUUCAGGUUUGGGAAGACUCGCAUGCCUCGAUCAAUCGCCAUCUCUACCGUGGUGAGGGAUAUCAACAUCCUCACUUGGUUGUGGGAGAUGUGGCCACUGGCGCUACACGAGCUUUUUGGAUUGAUAGCUUGAGCGCGUACUAUCCGGGGUUACUUGCCCUGGAUGGAAAAGUGGACGAGGCUAUUCAGAUUCAUCUGCUCACCACUGCAGUCUGGACACGCUAUUCGGCUCUUCCUGAGCGAUGGAAUGUAGCCACGGGUGACAUUGACAGCGGCCUGUCUUGGUAUGGUGGUCGUCCGGAAUUCAUUGAAUCGACCUACUACAUCUACCGCUCGACGCAAGACCCGUGGUACCUGCAUGUUGGAGAAAUGGUGCUUCGUGACCUCAAGCGCCGCUGCUGGACUCAAUGCGGAUGGGCUGGUCUGCGGAAUGUGCAAACCGGGGAAAUGAUCGAUCGUAUGGAGAGCUUUUUCUUGGGAGAGACGGCCAAGUACAUGUUUCUUCUUUUCACGCCGGACCACCCGCUGAACAAGAUUGAUGCGCCUUGGGUGUUCUCUACGGAAGGUCAUCCCUUGAUCAUUCCCAAGAAAACCACCACUAAAAGGCAGCCUUCUCGCCAGACACAAACACAAUCGCGGCCUUCCGAGGCUUCUCCCGAGAAUACCUGUCAAGCAAUCACCACGCCAAUUCUGGGUGUGUCUUUCACGGCCUCUCGACCAGACAUCUUCCACGCGGCUAGCUUGGCUCGUUUACACCUCCGGCCGCGUCGCGGCUUGUCCGAAGGUCCCAUUCUAAAGGGAACACCUGAACACCAGAGCGUGUCCGUGGCUGAUUUAUCAUCUCCGAGCAACUAUACGUUCUACCCUUGGACACUACCCCCACAGCUCGUCCCAUUUGACGCGACUAGUGCACCAAUGGUCGUUCGCCCGACAUUGGACAUCUCAUUCCCGUCUCUUCCAGGGGGUGUCAAUCUCGGAGCCGGGGCACUUGAACGAGUGCGAGACGGAAUCCUGGUCAAAUCAAUCGGAGGCCUUCGGCUGAGCAUGGUGCAAGAUGUCCCUCUCGGUCAGGCGCUCACCUCUGAAGAGGACGACGAUGGAUUCCGGGUGCAAGUGAUCAACAAUGUGCCACUUGGAAAAGAUGAGAAGGUAUACAUCUCACGCCAGAUCACCUUUGAUGUCGUCGAUCCCUAUGAUCCAAACUUCACCCGGAUUCGCGACACCUCCAUGCUUGAUCUCGUGAUUGACGUUCUACCAGACACCUCUCGCGGGCGCAAUGAUUCAACUUCUUCAGGAGAUGAACCACAUGCACCAGAACAUUCAGAACAUCAAGAAGAUCCAGAGCCUGACCUCGGCCACCGCAAGCCUGCUCCAGCCCUCAGCGACGAAAGUCCAGUCGACUCGCCCGAGUCUACCAUGAGAAGCAUGCUGUCGAGCUUUGUCAACUCUGUCUCUAGUCUACUCCGCGACGAUUCAGAUGACGCAGUCACCCCAUUACGACUCAGCCUCCCAGCAGCCAUGGCCACUGGCAUCGGCGCAGCGCCUCUACCAGAGGUCGACGACGCAGUCACAAUGUCGCUCUUCAGCAAUCCGUCCUCAACCCGCCUCACCUGGAGCAGUAUCUACUUCGCCGGUGAACUCUGCGACGAACGUCUUCUCCGCGACAUAGUACAAACGCACGAAGUCCUCGUCAUCAAAAGAGGCACCUGCACAUUCUCGGAAAAAUUGCGAAACAUCGCCGCAUUCCGCUCUACGCGCUCAUCCCUCAAGCUCGUCAUCGUCGUCUCCUACGACGACAACCAACCCCCCAGCUCGCCGCAGGAAAAUAUCAAGCGAGGCUCUGCCCCUCUGGCUGCUCUGCGCGCGGAACACACGCUGAUUAGACCGCAUCUGGACGAGAGCCAAGUUACUGCAAGCGGCAUUCCGCGCAACCAACUCAUCAGCAUGAUAAUGGUUGGCGGUGGCGAUGAGACGUAUGCGCUUUUGCAGUCUUCUGUCGGUGUUGGUAUUAAAAGGCGGUAUACCAUGCGCUCUCAGGGCGUGCCCAUUACGAAUCUGUAUAUUGUUUGA